AUGCGGGCCAUGGCUGAACUCAAGGCCGCGGGAAAGAUCAAGCACAUCGGCCUCUCGAAUCUAAGUUCUACCGAUUUGCGGCGAGCUGUUAGGAUUGCGCCCGUCGCAGCGAUACAAAUUGAAUACUCCGUCUUCAGUCGCGACAUUGAAGGUCCAGAGGGCACUAACCUCCUCGCCACGAGCCGCGAACUUGGCGUUGCAGUUGUUGCUCACUCGCCUCUUGGUCAUGGUAUGCUCACGUCGCCUUAUUCAAGCGGCCGAGUCGUUGGCGACAAAGAUAUCCGCGAAUCUUUCUUCCCUCGAUUCCAUCAAGACAACCGCGACCAGAACAUCCACCUGACCUCGCAGUUCACGACUCUGGCUGCGAAGAAAGGUUGCACAACUGCGCAGCUUGCAGUGGCAUGGCUAUUGAAACAGGGCAAUGACAUCAUCCCAAUACCUGGCACUAAGAAGGUAAACUAUGUGGAAGAGAAUUGGGGCGCACUUGAGGUUGAGCUCUCGGAUGAAGAGGAGGCCGAAAUUCGGGCUUUUGUCGAGAACGCUGAAAUCGCCGGCGGCACUAUGCCUAACGGGAUGGAAGACAGUUAUUUCCCUACUACAGUCGAGGAAGCCUAA
Phaeoacremonium minimum UCRPA7 is the source of this 615-nucleotide messenger RNA. RefSeq names its product putative aldo-keto reductase protein. The transcript is spliced from 2 exons. The record is from RefSeq and is a predicted model, not a curated record. Bases 1 to 615 code for a protein of 204 amino acids. Gene Ontology annotation, cellular component: cytoplasm. Lineage: Eukaryota; Fungi; Ascomycota; Sordariomycetes; Togniniales; Togniniaceae.